Colletotrichum abscissum is the source of this 183-nucleotide messenger RNA. RefSeq lists its product as uncharacterized. The record is from RefSeq and is a predicted model, not a curated record. The coding region runs from base 1 to 183 and encodes 60 amino acids. Lineage: Eukaryota; Fungi; Ascomycota; Sordariomycetes; Glomerellales; Glomerellaceae. The transcript has 2 exons.
AUGGAACUCCCAAGUUUUGACUCAAUCUUGCUCAGACUUUGUUUCUCCACCGCCUCGACUAGGAGUUGGAAAUGGUUACAGUUGCGUCCAAUGUGGAAAGUGCAUUGCUUCAGUGGCAGGUCUGCCAGUUUUAUACAGCCAUCUUGGUGGCUUGGCACCCAUCCCGACUGCCAUUUGGCUUGA